AAUUUGGUGGUGUAGUUCCUUAUAGACCUGUUGAAGACUUGGCAUUUUCAGUUGCUAGGUUUAUACAAAAUAAUGGUUCAUUCAUGAAUUAUUAUAUGUACCAUGGCGGAACAAAUUUUGGGCAGACAGUUGCUGGUCCUCUUCAUUGCCAUUAGCUACGACUAUGAUGCUCCGAUUGAUGAAUAUGGUAUGAUACCCAAAAACAAAAACCAAAAAUACAAAAAAUACAAAGAAAAAUGCGUGUAUACACAUGCAUAUAUUGUGAGAUCAUGAGUAAGAUUAUCGUGCAUGUAUAUAUGAUACGAAUAAUUUGUUAUCUUGAAGGAUUACUAAGAGAACCAAAAUGGGGGCAUUUGACAAAUUUGCAUAAAGCUAUCAAGCAAUGUGAACCAGUUUUGGUUUCCUCGUAUCCCGCAGUGACUUGGCCUGGCAAUAAUCUAGAGGUAGAUUAAGCAAAAACUAUCAGGUAAAUGACUUGGCCUGGCAAUAUAUACUGUGGUUUUCAACAUUUGUCGCUUUUUCGACAAUUGAAACUCGCUCUUUUUCAUCAACGGUCAACUAUCAGGAACCGUGUACGGGCUGCUAGAGAAUCCAAAACUGACAUAUAGCAGCACUGUGAAGUUGAGAGCCGGAAUUAACAAGAUUUCUUUACUAAGUGUUGCUGUUGGCCUUCCGGUUAGUCCAUACCUUCUGAUAAAAGUUUACAUUCUUGGGAUGUUAAUGACAGUAAUGGAAUCUUUCUAAAUUCUAUUGGAUCGAUUUCAUAAUGUCGGUGUGCAUUAUGAGACAUGGAACAUGGGGGUUCUUGGCCCGGUCACAUGGAAGGGCCUCAAUGAGGGGACAAGAAACUUGACAAAGCAACAGUGGUCUUACAAGGUUUGUUUUUGUUUUCAUGAGUUUUCUGCUUCCAUUUUCUGUUUCCAAGUAUACUCUACAUUUCAAAAUGGUAAAAGUCCAAGGCAAUGAUGAAACCAGUAAGUUUCCUUCAAAGUCGAGUGGUGAAAAUAAUAAUAAAGGGAUACCAGAAUUUAUCAGAAGAUAAUAAUAAUAAAGGGAUACCGGGAUGAAAAUAAUGCAUGAUAUGGGAAAAGAAGUUCAUAUAGUUCAUAAACAAGCAAUAAAAAUUAAGAUUGAUGUUUCUAUGUUGGUUGGUCUAAAAGGCGAAAACUGCAAACACUUGAUGGAAGUUCCUCUGUUGAGUGGGCUGAGGGAUCACUAUUGGCUACAAAACAACCCUUGACAUGGUACAAGGUAAUAAUCAUCCCAAACCCCCUGUUAACGCCUUUUUAUUGAUACUUAUGAGUUCCAUUACCCAUAGACGCACAAAUGAAUUCAUAAAAAAGCUUUUAAUUCAUUGAACAAUCUUUCCAGACUACAUUCAACGCACCAGCAGGAAAUGAUCCAUUAGCUCUUUUUUUUUUUUGGUUGAUUCUCCUUUCUCAUCUCUCUCUGAUUUUGAUUUGAUUUCUAGAGUUUUGAUUUUGAUUUCUAGGGUUUUGAUUUUGAUUUUGAUUUGAUUUGAUUUGAUUUCUAUUCAAUUAAGCUAAAUUUUUCUUCCUUCCAGUUUCAGUUCAGCUUUUUUUUUGUUGAUAAAUACAGUUUCAUUUCAACUUUAUGAUCUCAAGCAUCAAGGAUUCAUAGAGACAGGAGCUUAUGUGUAUUUUGAAUUGUGUUGUGUUUAUAGCUCUUCAAUGAAAAUUUCUAUUGAUUUGGUUAUGUAACAUGUUUUGAUGGUUUGAAUGUCUCUGUUCUUACAGAAAUUGUUUCCAAUUGCUAGUUAAAUUUUGCUUUGUUCUAAAUUUUGAUGGAGAUAUUAGUUGCUUAGUUAGUAUUAUUAAAUUUAACUUGCAAGAAAGAUAUAGAGAUCAUAGAUGCUCUUAGCAAGUUGCUUGACUUUAAGACUUGUAUAUAGAGAUUCCAAUAAUUGACUUGAAGCUUUAACUCCCUCUUAAUCAACUGCCAACGGUCUCUGCUUUAUUGUGAGAAUCGUGGUAGCAAUGAUAACACACAUACAUGGAUCUCUUUUAGCUGCCCCUGUUUGGCCAUUGAAAAAGAAUUUGCCAAACGCCACUUAACAUAGUACUUUAUUGUUUAUUCAUUUCGUAUUAUUCAUCUAUUUUUAGCAAAUUACAGCGGCAUAUUGCAAAGUGGGUCUGCUAUGUUCACACAUAAUGCUCUAUCGGAUUAUAUCCCAAUUAUCCUUUAUCCUGAUGUCUCAAAUUAUUUCAACUACAUCAUGAGUUUCUCUAAACAUGAUAAGACAAGAGAAUUGGUGAUUGGGGAUUUGAUCUAUGUCUUAUCAUUAUAAGUGUUUCAAAACUAUCGUUAAAAAAAAA
Messenger RNA from Camellia sinensis, 2336 nucleotides. The record is from RefSeq and is a predicted model, not a curated record. NCBI's taxonomy places the organism in Eukaryota, Viridiplantae, Streptophyta, Magnoliopsida, Ericales, Theaceae.